AUGAAAAGAAUGAUGACCCCCCCUAGCGAUGACUGUGACGUAAGCGAUCAGCGCCACCACAUGAAGACACACUGCGCUGGUGGCCAGGGAGGUGACAGCCCCGGCAUGGACCCGAAAAAAUGGAUCACCUUCAAAGACCUCCAUGACCGGGUCACGCAGCUGCUCUCCACUAAGCUCAACCCCUGUAACAUCAAGCAGUGCAAGUCCAAACUGGACAUCCUCAAUAAGUGCUCCUAUUACCUGGAGGUCAUGCGCCAGGACACACUCCACCAACCAGACCCGCAGCAGAACUACCUGUCCAACUCCACCAUCCUCCACCUCAUCGAUCCCUGGAAGUUCCAGCGGAUGAAGAAGCUGGGCCACAGCCAGGUGCAGAUCCAGCUGAGCCUGCUGGAAGAGCUCUACGAGCAGUUCUGUAAGGGCAAAGUGGAAAUGGAGGCCAUAGCCAGCCAGAGCGACUAUGGCGAUCAAGAGGUCGCCCACAUAAAUGGGAGGAUAGCGCAUCUCAUUAAGGCGUUCACGGACUUUGACUCGACACUGAUGCCCGGGGAGCUGCACACAAAGCACCGGCUCAUCUCCGAGACGGGCAACGCCAAGGUACCCCAGAUCCAUUUGAGGCUGUCCGUCAAAAUGCCUGUGAUGUUCGACACGUCACGCUCGGAGGCUCUGGCUGACUGCGCCCGGCUGCACUGGGAAAUGGCCGGGCAGGAGCAGCAGGAGCCUGGGGAACAGUUUGAGAUCCGCUACAAGCUCCUCCAGCCGACCAACACGGAGGAAGGGAACCAGCUAGGAACGGUGACCUGCAACUCCUACUGCAUACAGGUCAACAACCUGUUGCCGCAAAGGUGCUAUGAGUUCACAGUGAAGCGGGCUGACGCCUGCUGCCUGGUCUACGGGUUCUGGAAUGACACCAUGGUGCUCAGAACCAUGCCACUAUCCCCAGGGGGCUUCACCGGGAGCCAGGAGAAGAGGAGGAGGCUGUUCCCCUGGUAA
Molecule: messenger RNA, 993 nt
Organism: Oncorhynchus masou masou (cherry salmon)
Lineage: Eukaryota; Metazoa; Chordata; Actinopteri; Salmoniformes; Salmonidae
Product: fibronectin type III domain-containing protein 11-like
Exons: 1
Coding region: 1-993 (330 amino acids)
Molecular function (GO): protein binding
Source: RefSeq, a predicted model, not a curated record